AUGCAAGAACAAGGCUUACAAGUCGACGACGCACCCCCUGAUGACUCAAUUCGCGAAACCUACAACUUCGCCCCGGGAUACAACGGCGCCAUCUACCGCGCCGACAGCCCCAAUGAAGAACAUCACCACCACCCCUCAAACACGAAUCCCAACUCUCCCGAAAACGAACAAGAAACUAACCCCGCGAAUGGCCCUCCCAAGUUUACCUCACCCAGCAGCAACUCCAAGGCCCGCGCCCACUACAAACUCCAAGCUAUGAAAUGGGGCCUCGUGCCCUCGUGGACCAAGCGCUUACUAGACUACGGAACCCUCAUGCGCACGAUCAACUGCCGCGAUGACUCGCUCGUCGAGGACCGCGGCAUGUGGACGUCUAUGAAGCGCAAGAAGCGGUGCGUGGUCAUCUGCCAGGGGUUCUACGAGUGGUUGAAGAAGGGACCCAGCGGGAAGGAGAAGGUCCCGCAUUUCGUGAAACGGAAGGAUGGGGAUUUGAUGUUCUUUGCCGGGUUGUGGGACUGUGUUUCGUUUGAUGACUCCGAAGAACCCCUCUUCACAUAUACCGUCAUCACGACCUCAUCAAACCCCUACUUGAAGUUCCUCCAUGAUCGGAUGCCCGUGAUCCUCGAGCCAGGUAGCGACGCCAUGAAGACAUGGCUGGAUCCGACGCGUACGACGUGGUCGAAGGAACUACAGUCCGUGCUGAAGCCCUACGAGGGUGAGCUAGAGUGCUAUGCCGUCUCCAAGGAGGUGGGCAAAGUGGGCAACAACUCGCCGGAUUUCAUGGUCCCCGUGGCCAGUAAGGAGAAUAAGAACAACAUCGCGAAUUUCUUCGCCAACGCGAAAGAGAAGUCUGAGCCGGCUCCUGUGGAGAAACCAGUGCCAACUAAAGAGCCGAAAGUAGAGGAAGAUGAAAGCGAGCAGAGACCGACGAAGGAUGAUGAGUGGAGCGAGGAUCAUGCACCGAAGCCAGUAUCGGGUGUUAAGCGAGAACAUGACGACCAAGGGCCAGGUGAGGGCGCGGACACGGACGACCCGAAGAAGCCGAAGCUCGAGGAACAUACUCCGUCGCCGCAAAAGGCCCAAGGACAGUUUUCGCCAUCGCUGUCGAAACGGCUGACCGUGCCUUCGGGAAGGAAGACACGCAGUGCCACGCAUAAUCAAAAACCGCCAAAGAAGGCGGACAGCAAGAAGGCGUCGGAUGGAUCGCAGCGGAUCACGAAGUUUUUUGGCAAGUGA
Molecule: messenger RNA, 1233 nt
Organism: Aspergillus affinis
Lineage: Eukaryota; Fungi; Ascomycota; Eurotiomycetes; Eurotiales; Aspergillaceae
Product: SOS response-associated peptidase
Exons: 2
Coding region: 1-1233 (410 amino acids)
Biological process (GO): DNA damage response
Molecular function (GO): single-stranded DNA binding
Source: RefSeq, a predicted model, not a curated record